AUGGGCGAAAUGGGCGCCUUUCCUCCGCCGCCGGUCAACACCAUUGACUGGUCCAACGUCGGCUUCCGCGUCCGCGAAGUCAACGGCCACGUCGAAUCGACCUACUCCGUCAAGACGGGCGCGUGGACGCCCCUCAGGUUCGUCGCGGACCCGUACAUGCGCAUCCACGGCAUGGCCCCGGCGCUCAACUACGGGCAGCAGGCCUACGAGGGGCUCAAGGCCUUCCGCAUGCCUGGCGACGCCAGCAUCGCCAUCUUCCGCCCGGACCGCAACGCCGCGCGCCUGCAGCACUCGGCCGAGGUCGCCUGCAUGCCGCCCGUGCCCGUCGAGCUCUUCCUGCAGGCCGUCAAGGCCGCCGUCGCCCUCAACGCCGGCUACGUGCCGCCGCACGAGACGGGCGCGGCCAUGUACAUCCGCCCGCAGAUCUACGGGUCCAGCGCCCAGCUGGGGCUGUCGGCGCCCGAGGAGUACACCUUCUGCGUCUUCGUCAUCCCGACGGGCGUCUACCACGGGUCGCAUCCCGUCAAGGCGCUCGUGCUGGACGAGUUUGACCGCGCCGCGCCCAACGGCACCGGGCAUGCCAAGGUCGGCGGCAACUAUGCGCCUGUGCUGCGCUGGAGCGACAAGGCGCGCGCCGAGGGCUUCGGCAUCACGCUGCACCUGGACAGCGCCAAGCACGAGGACAUUGACGAGUUCAGCACCAGCGGCUUCAUCGGCGUCAAGACGGGCGCCGCCGCCGGCGACAAGGACGACGACGGCGUGACGCUGGUCGUGCCCGACUCCAAGUGCGUCAUCGACAGCGUGACGAGCAGCAGCGUGCUGGCGCUCGCGCAGAGCUACGGCUGGAAGGUCGAGAAGCGCGUCAUCAAGUACGCCGAGCUGCCCUCCUUCAGCGAGGUCUUUGCCGCGGGCACGGCCGCCGCGCUGGUGCCCAUCCGGAGCAUCACGCGCCGCGGCACGAGCGGCCUCGCCGACGGUCCCAAGGUGACGAGGACGGCGGACGGCGCAGAGACGGUGACGUAUAUCCCUGACGACGUGGAGGACGCGGGGCCGGUGUGCUUGAAGGUGCUGACGGCGCUCAAGAGCAUCCAGCUGGGCAAGGUGGAGGACAAGUUUGGGUGGCGGUUUGCGGUGAGCGAGGAGGACGGGCGGGCGGUUGUGGGGGAUGGGGUUGGCUUUGAUGCGCAGACGGUGGAUGAGAUGGAUUGA
Trichoderma citrinoviride is the source of this 1209-nucleotide messenger RNA. Its product is annotated as branched-chain amino acid aminotransferase. NCBI's taxonomy places the organism in Eukaryota, Fungi, Ascomycota, Sordariomycetes, Hypocreales, Hypocreaceae. The coding region runs from base 1 to 1209 and encodes 402 amino acids. Gene Ontology annotation, molecular function: branched-chain-amino-acid:2-oxoglutarate transaminase activity. Gene Ontology annotation, biological process: branched-chain amino acid metabolic process. The transcript has 2 exons. The record is from RefSeq and is a predicted model, not a curated record.